CUACAAGUACUCUGUGGAUGGACUCAACGUAUUUGCUGUCAGUAUCCUUUUUUGCCUGUUCUGUUAAAUUGUAUAAAAUUUAUCCUGUGAUCGGACUCCCAUUUUCAUUUUCUAACAAGAAAAAAAAUGAUCUCUAAAAUCGCUGCUCACAUCAGUCAUUGUGCUUAGAUGAUGUUUAAAAUUAAUCAUUUAUGACAUUUCUGUGUAAGUGAAGAGUGUUCAUCCUUAACAUUAUUCAUCCAAGAUCUAAUCUUGUUGGUCGUUGUGUCUUUGUCUCUGGGAUAUGCUGAUAGUCAUAACAAUUACACCAGCUCUGCAGUGAAAUUCACUCUCUCUCUGCUCUCUAUAAUGCCUUUGUCAUACUACAUUGGGAUGGCAAUUGCAAGGUAAGCUUCAGCUGUUGAAAUGCUAAUAGUCUGAUAGCAACAAUGAUGGCGGAACAUAGUAAAAUAUUGAAUAUUAAUGUUGUAAAUAGUUACCUACCUAUAAGUUGUUCGCUUUUUUUUUUUUUUGCAUGUAUGAGCAUAAGCAAAAUGAAUCACCUAUCACACACUCUAACAAUUAGUGUUACACUGAAAUUUCGGCUGCUGCAAUUUUCGGCCGAAAAUGAAGGCAAAUCUGUCGAAAAUUACUGGGGUGCGCAAUUUCUAUUGCCCGGGCAGGUAUUUAGUUUAUAUUUCAGCCCUGCUGCGGGCUAGUAGCAGAGUGCCUUAUGGAAGAGUGACUUUACAGGUUCUCGGUCCAUGACAGAGUACCCAACAUUGGGAGGGGGCCGCUGCUUGCCCGUGUGCCACCAGGUGCGAGGCCCCUCCCGUCUUCCCGGGGAGAGAGCCAAUCACACCCCACACAGUGUGCCUUACACACACUACAUAACAUACAAACUAGAUUCCUUUCCCACACUUCACUAUAUUCCAUACACACAUUACAUAACCUGCACAAAUCAUUUGGGGAAAAAAGUUGUUUUCGGCCAAGGGCAUCCUGAAUUUUCAGUUUCGGCCCAGAAUUUUCAUUUCGGUGCAUCUCUACUAACAAUACUAAACUAACUUUGUAUGCACUGAUGUUGCUGAACAAGUCUUAAACAUUAGUAUUAAAACUUUUUCAGGGUUGCAAAUAAUCCUUUAACCCCUUAAGGACACAUGACAUGUGUGACAUGUCAUGAUCCCCUUUUAUUCCAGAAGUUUGGUCCUUAAGGGGUUAAAGGGGAUUAGCCAGUCUGAUGGUAACAAUUUCCCUUUCCUUCUCCAAUUUUAAGCGACUGUCACUCCACUUUAGUUUGCACUCUAUGCAAGACUCUGCCUUGACACAGUAGCAUACAAUUCAAAAAGUGCAUAAAUUGGAGUGACACUCGCUAAGAAUUCCACCAGUAGUGCUUCCAGACUAAGGUGGACCAUUCCAAAUGUAUUCUUAAUCAUGAAGAAAGUUCAAAGGCACAUAUAGAUGGUUUUGCAGUUUCCACAGGAGCCUUUAUCCAGCUAACACAAACAGUGUGCAAAACAAUAGAUACAUUAUUAAAUCACACAAACUGAACUACAUAAAUUCCAUACACAAAUAUCAUAUUAUAUGCACACGUUUGAUAUAUUUUUGUAUGUAAUUUAUGUAUUUCACUUUGUGUGAUUUCAUAAUGUGACAAUUUUUUUUAAUUUAAUUUCUUUAACUACACUGUACGGUAAAUAGAUUUAUGCACUUUUUGAAUUGUAUGCGAGUGUGUCAAGGCAGUCUUGCAUUGAGUGCAAACUAUUUAUGGCCACGUCAUACACCGUGAAUGUGCAUACACAUAAAUAAGACCCUGGAUGAAGGCCUGAACAAACAUGCAUUCAUUUUUGUACAUGGUACAUUAUUUGAUUGGCUUGAUAAAUGUUGUAUAGUUUGCCUAUAAAAUCUGCCUAAACAUCUUUAAGUGCCCCGUUCAAUGUUCUCAAAGACUAGUAUGCAAUGUCAAUCAAAAAACAUUAUAAACUUCUGGUUAGCUACUGAAUGGUGCAGAAACCCUUCUUUGGAAUGAUUAAUCUCAAAAAUAAAACUGAGACAAAGACAAUAUGGAUAGUAUUUAUUAUGUGCUGGUCUAAAGAGGUGGGUAUAAGACUGGGUUAGAAAGACUUGCUUAUGAACUUUGGUCCUUGCUGUUUAACCAGUACCAAGCCAAGUAGAAAUGAACAUUCUGAGCUGUUCCAAAAUGCAUUAAUAUAAGUUUUUUUUAUUUUUUUUUAAAUUUUAUUUAAUUUACUUUCAAGUAUUUAAACUUGAUAUGAAAUGUUUAAACUUUGCUGUGUCAGUGUCUCGGCCCAGAGUAACUUUGCUGUGGGUGCAGUGGUCAAUGCUACGUUCGGUUCCAUGAUUGAAUUGACCUUCUACAUUACUGCAUUGAUUAAAGGAGCUCGAGAAGGGACCAAGUGCCUAGAGGAAGUGGUAAAGUCAGCCCUUACUGGCACAUUGCUGGGGUGUGUCCUCUUCGUUCCAGUGAGUCUUGAUGUUGAUGCAAUUUAUAAAUAAGUUAUCAUAAAAUGUAUUCUGCAUUUAUGUUCUCUCAACUAUUCCAGAUUAGGGGAAGAACAGACAACUCAUUUCUAAAAUUGGAGCCUAAAAGCUCAAUUAAUGUUUUAAUAAUGCUGCAUUUGUAAGAUGCAGUUGGAAAUAAUUCACAUGCUAAAACUAUAGUUGAAGGGUGCUUAGGGUUGUACUUUGCCUGGCUAAGAAUGAUGGGAGUUAUGGCCCACAGUUCCUUGAAUGCAGGUUCUCCUAAAUAUAACCCCGCCCCCCUCCCAAUGCUACCUUAAUCUAAAAUUGGCUUCCCAAUGCAACAGUUUGUGAUAUCCCAUUAAAGGGCAUCUUAAAGUAUGUUUAACUGUUACAUAAGACCCCUAAAUAUUGCACAUCCAUUGCCAAUUCUACCAACACACUAUUAAGUGAGUAAACCACUCCUAUUAAUGAAAUCCUGUAUUCUUUGUAAUAUAUAUAUAUGUGGUGGCCACCAGGGCCGGACUGGGAAAAAAAUUAGGCCCGGGCAUUUUUCAAUCAGAGCGGCCCCCUAAGAAAGGGGCGGGGCCAGAGAGUGUGUGUUUUGUCAUCACUAAUGACAACACGCCCCCUCUCAAAGUGAGCAUGCUGGUUCAAUGCCCAGAGCCCUGCUGAAGAGCUCUGACAUUAGAAAAAGACCCUGAAUUUGUUCUGCGCAGCGCAAGCAAAUUUAAUAACAUGCUUGUGCUGUGUUUGCUUUUAAAUUGUCUCUGGUGUUUCCACAAGUGGGAUACCAGAGGACAAAAGGGCCAGGAAAGUGCAUGGUGCAUAUGUUUGGAGCCUGCUUGUGGGAUUGCAUGUGUGUAGAGAGUGGUGUGGUAUUGUAUAAAUAGGUCAAUUUAAUUUGUGUUUGUGGUGUAAUAUGUGUGGCUAGGGGCUGUAGAGAGUGUGUGUAUAGGGGGCAUAGUUUUAUAGGGGAUGCAGCGAGUGUGUGCAUAUGGGCUGAAGUGUGUGUGUAUAGGUGACGUAGUGUGUGUAGGGGUUGCAGAGAGGGUGUGUUUAGAGAAUGUUGUAUGUGUUUGCUGACAAGGAAUGUAGUGUGUGUGUGUAGGAGAUCUACUGUGUAAAGGACCCAGUGUGUGUGUGUAGAGGAUUAAGAGUGCAUAUAGGGUAAGGGAUCUAAUGUGUAUCUGGAGCGUGUGUAGUGGUGCAGGGUGAGGGGUGCUGUAGUGUGUGUGUGUGUGUGUGUGUGUGUGUGUGUGUGUGUGUAUGUAUGUAUGUGUGUAUAUAUAUAUAUAUAUAUAUAUAUAUAUUUUGACUUAUUGUAUGUGUGAGGGGCGCAGUGUGUGUAUGUAAGAGGGGUGCUGUGUGUGAGGGUGUUUUUAUCUGCUGUCACAUUCUAGGUUUCUAAUUUUCUUUGUCUGUUAACUCACUGAGGGUUAUUUUAUAUAUAUAUGUGUGUGCUGUGUGUGAGUGAGGGUGCUGUGUGUGUCUGGGUGCUGUGUGUGCUGUGUCUGUCUGGGUGGUGCUGUGUGUGUCUGGGUGGCUGUGUGUCUGGGUGCGCUGUGUGUGUCUGGGUGGUGCUGUGUCUGGGUGCUGUGUGUGUCUGGGGGGUGCUAUGUGUGUCUGGGUGCAGUGUGUGUCUGGGGGGUGCUGUGUCUGGGUGCAGUGUGUGUCUGGGUGCUGUGUCUGGGGGGUGCUGUGUCUGGGUGCUGUGCUGUGUCUGGGUGCUGUCUGUCUGGGGGGCGCUGUGUCUGGGUGCUGUGUGUGUCUGGGGGGUGCUGUGUCUGGGUGCAGUGUGUGUCUGGGGGGUGCUGUGUCUGGGUGCUGUGUGUGUCUGGGGGGUGCUGUGUAUGGGGGUGCUGUGUGUGUGAAUGUAUUUUUUUAUUUAAAUUUAAAUAUUUUUUUUACUAAUAAAAAAAAAAAAAAAAUUAUAUCCCCCCCUCCCUUCUUACCUUUAUCCUGGGAGGGGGGGGAGGGAGAAGAUCAGUUCUCCCUGGGGGGUUGGGAGCCAUGCUGCCUUCCCUGGUGGUCCAGUGGUGAGAGUGAACUUUAACCUGCGGGUUAGAGUUCACUCUCGCGAGAUCUGAGCGUUGCCGGCCUGCUUGUUAGAGCUCCGCCGGGUCCUCCCUCCCUCCCUCACCAGCCGGCGCGGCCGCAUCUCACUGUCUGUGGGCCGGUGAGGGAGAUCUUUGAUCUCCCCACCGGCCCACGGAGGCACUAUGCAGGGCCGGCACUCGGAUAGCGCUGGCCCUGCAGGGGCCGGCCGGGGAGAUCCCCUGCCGGCCUCGGCCCCACGGCCAUCGCGGCCCACCGGGCAUUUGCCCGGUAUGCCCGAUGGCCAGUCCGGGCCUGGUGGCCACAUUUGAGACCUUUAGAGUAUUCAUCACUUGAAAACGUGAAGAGAAUUCUGACCUUAUCUCAGUACUUCCAAUAGCAUUUGACUUAAGCUUUCUAUCUGUAUUCUAGGGUUUGUGCAUGGUGAUAGGUGGCAUCAAGCACCAGGAACAGAGAUUUAACAGCAGGUCAGCAGGUGUAGGAUCUGCUCUGCUAUUCAUAUCUGUUGGAGGUAAUUAUACAAAUAUGGUUUUAGGAUGUACAGGGAGGCUGGAAGUUUUAAAUUGUUUAGUAGCCAUAUAGCAGACUGUUACACUUGAUAAGUAGUAGUCAUUGUCACACUGUUGUAAAUGGGCAUGACCUGGUCAUCAGAUUGGACCGCAUAUUUUCUUUUGAAGGUGCGCCUUCAAAUUUAAAGUAGUCAGCCUGUGAGCUUAGAGCUUAUUUUUUGUGGUUGCUAAUAUGAAUUUGUUAGUAACAAAAAUAGAUCUGUUUUUUUAUAACAUAACAGAAAAAACAUGUAUGUUGUGCAUUUUCUAUAACUAUGAAUGAAAAUGUAUUUAACAAUGAAGCAUUUGAACAACUUUGUACAAUUAAAAAAAUUAAACUAUUUAGAAGAAACAGUUGCUGAAUGCCUUUAUCUAGCUAACACAAACUGGCACAAUAGACAAUAAUCGGCAGCUGUAGUGGUUGUGGUGCUUAGAACAAGUUUUUAAAGUAAUAGUGACCAGGUCAAGAGCCAUAAACACAAAGUAGUCUAUCUCCAUUUCUUUUUUUUCUUUUCUCAAACUAUAUAUUAUGUCAUCAUCCUUUACUGGUCUACCCAUGAUUUCAGGUGUUUUUGCUCCUACCCUAUUUUCCAAAGCCUAUGGAAAAAUGAUUUGUGGGGAAUGCAUAACUGUUGGUCAGAAUUUCUCAGAGAGCUACAUCUGCCAAAACUGUCAAUCUCAAAUGGUGAGUACCAUGUAUAAACUGUGAUGAUUGAGCCAGUUUACCCACUAUCUUUGAAGGAAUGUCUGUUUAAGCUGUGCAUUGCGAUUGCAUCCGCUGUAAUUUUAUCCGUUUGUUUGCAUUUUAUUAACAUUUGGUUUUUUUUUGUGGUUUUUUUUAGAUGGGGAGCAACAGCACUGCUUUUUACAGUGAAGUUCAGUGAGUAUAUUGUUAACGCAUGUCUCUCUCUAUAAAAUACCUUCGCUGGAAAGAAAUACUAGAUAUUAAUAAACACCUGGAAAAAUAUAAUGAAAUAUUGUAGGGAAUAGAAUGCUUAUGCCAAACCAAAGUGCAAUAUGCUUAUCAAAUAUCCCUAGAGCAGCUGCACUAAAGUGUCACUAAAUAAUAUACAAUAACUACCUCUAAAGUUAAUUCACAUGUAUAUAAUUGCAUUUUAUUAUACAUGUGAAUUCCUCUGCCAACUUAUUAUGAAAUCUCAAUACUGGGUUCAUCAAAUCUUACCAUCUGAACAAAAUCUCUUAAACUGUUUCCUCUCUCUUUCUAGGCCUUUAGUGUACACCGUGUGCAUUCUUUUGCUUGCUGCGUAUAUUAUAGGGCUCAUCUUUACUCUGAAGACGCACUCCCAUAUUUAUGAUAUUCAUAUAAGUGACUGUCAUGGUAAGUUCAAAGUAGAUUUCAUUAAAAAAAAAAAAGCAUUUGAGUCUGGCCUCUAAAAUUGAUCAUUUUCUCCAAAGUAAAUGGUUGUGCACAUGCAAUCUUUUGAAUUAGUUUUUUUCCACUCUUGCAUGCAUGAGACCUUGAGAGUGACUAUUUAUGGGUAUUGAAUGAAUUUUAUCUUGUGUUUUAUCUACAUAAUCCAUGUGACUAUUUGUAGACUCAAUUGAUCAAACUAAACUCUGUAACUUACACCAUGCCUUGUUUUAUUUUUUCUCCCCAUUAGUGCCUGGACACCACCAUAGUGCUGUAGUCCACUGGUCUCGCUGGCGAGCAAUGGUCAUACUCGUAGGCUCCACAUUGCUUAUGUCUGCAUGUGCAGAUUUGGCUACUGAACAUAUAACUCCAAUUUUGACAGAAACUUCGGUGUCUCAAGUGAGUGGUAGUGUUGACUAUAAGGCUCCAAUUCUUAAAAUAUUAAUAUUUGAUGAAAUUUUCAAAAAAAUUCUUAAUUGCCUUUUGUGAAGAAAUAUCUUCUGUUAAUUGGAUGUUGUGUAGAGAAAUUAACCAGGUGUUUCUAAAGCAUCUCGUAAGGAAAAUAAAAAUCACUAUAUACAGUAAUCUAGGUACUAUUUUAAUUAUGCAAUAACAUAUUUUUUUUAUAAGGUUUGUUUUGUGGUUUUUGUUUCUCCAGUAUUUUAUUGGUGUUACUGUGCUGGCAAUGAUCCCUGAGCUUCCAGAAAUUAUCAAUGGGAUCCAGUUUGCUCUGCUUAACAACUUGAGCUUAAGGUAAGCAGAACUGCAGUGAGUAAAUGUAUGUUUUGAAUAUCUAUAUUGGUUUCUAUACCACUUAAUAUAUUAAGGGUUUAAAUGGGGUAAAGGGAACAAUCUUGAGUAAAGAGCACCGCAGCAAGAGGACAUGUGACAAAAUCCUGCGUUACAACAGCUUGGACAGUCAUUGAUGGCAUCUACUGCUCAUUAUGUAAAGGUUAGCACAGUGUUGAAUGUCCUGGUUAAUUAAUGGUGGAUCUCCAUGCAGCCAGAGUGGGUUAUACAAGGCCAAUUAUUAGUAUCCCAUAAAGCAGGACACAGGUGGGGAGGUCAAAAGGGAAGACCAGUCAUGAGAAUUGCAUCUCUAGUGCUGCUCAAAAGCUCAAGUACGAUAAAACAGAACCUCCGCAAUGACUAGCAACCUCUGCGGGUAACAGGCAUAUUCUUGUGCAUUGCAUGCAUAGUUCUAUGGAAAAUCUUGCAGUCUCACAGGAUUAUCUGUCCAAAGACAUCUGUGCUGUGCUGUACUCUCACAUGCACAAGAGUACAACCGUGAUGCUGGCUCCUGGCAGAUAAAAUGCAAGAAGUUGAGGAGAAAAAAAAAUGUCCACAUCCAUGAGGGAGAGCUUCAAGUAAGUGCACAUAGAACAAAAUAUGCAGAGUCCCCUGAAGGUAACACACCCAGGACAGCAUGAAGCCUUUAUUCUGGAAAGUAACUCUGAGAGUGUGCUUUAAGAGAUGGAGUGUGUGAAUUCCAUACAUACAAUUCCGUAUCUUUCUUGGUCGGAGUUUCCAUCCUUCACACUGAAACUUGCAGGCUGCCUGAGUUACGGAACGUUUUAACUACGCCCUGAUAGAAGUGACUGAAAAGAUCCAGUUUAGGUUUCCUGUAUCUGUUUCAAACUAAAACAAAUCUCUCACUGUGAACAGAACUGGUAGCUGCAGGUGAUUCAUCUUCAGGUGCACAUAGAGCAGAAAUCUUGUGUGUCUUUGUAAAAAUCAUGUAUUUGGAUGCAGACUGCAGUGGGUUCUCAUACAACUUGAACUAAAUGGAUUUGAUAUCAUCUGGCAAAUUGUAAUACUGACAUUCACACAAUGCUUUUUCUGUCUUCCUUUGCCAGUAACGGUUUUGGUAGAGCAUUGUUAAAUGAUUUACUUUCAUAUUUCUCAUAUUGAACCUUUUGGAUUUUAUUUUCACAGUAUAGAAAUUGGGAGCUGCAUUGCGGUCCAAGUGUGCAUGCUGCAAAUCCCCAUCUUGGUUCUGUUUUCUGUGUUUUAUGUAAGUAUGUAUGUUUAUUACAGUAAGAAAAGAGAAAAUUUCAAUGUGAUAUCCAGGGCCUUCCAUAAACUUUGAUUUAGGAAACCAAUAUUUUCAAAAACUUGAAUUUAAAAUCCUCUAUGCAUAAAUGAGUGUGAACCUAUGGUAGACUGCUCACACCAAUUGAUGAAUAAGAAUCUGCUCAUGGCUGAACUGCUCAUAAACAAGAAGUUCACAUUUCCUAGUUUGUGGAGUCUAACUGUUUUCUGUCCACAUCAGCAUGUCUUUUAAUGGGCAUUAUAUUUAUUUUGGCUUCCCACCUUAUUUUUUUUUUAUUUUUUUCUUGUAGCCAACAGGAUUCACUUUGAUAUUCAGUGACCUUCAUCUGUGGGCGAGCAUGUUCAGUGUGAUUUUGAUGAAUUACAUCUUCAUGGAUGGAAAAUGUGACUAUUUUCAAGGUAGGAGAAACUCUAGGUAUAUUUGGUGGCACUGUUAGGAGUCAUAUUUGGCAUUUUUGUAUAUGCUCCAUCUAGAGGACUUUCCAGAAUACUUAACCACUAUGGAAUGUGAACAUUUCUUGAAUAGGCUAUCCAAAAUCAAAUUUGGCGCCGCAAAAGAGAAUUUUGAUUGCGCUUGUGCAGUUGUGUGAUCGGAAGUCAGUGGAACUCAAACGCCGCCUGGGGAUGUUCCACUGCCGUGUGCAAACUCCACGUCUGCCCGAUCACAGAUGCUCCAUGCACUUCUGGCAUGCAUUUUAGUAAUAAAUCCAAUUUGGGCUCUCACCAUCCACUAUCUUUACGAAAUCCCAUAUCAUAUACUAAAUAGAAUUUCAAUGGUAACCAUAGAUGAGGCCUAAAAUUGUAUGUUACUUCCAUGAUGGACUGUGUAGUUCCAGCAACUGGGACCCACUUUACAAGCCAAAGUGUAAAACACGUUGUUUAAUUUAUAUUUUUUAAAUUUGACAGCAAUCAAAAUGUGGGAGAAUUGUGCUCUGUUUUCAAAUGUCUUUGUAUAUGGGCUGUAACAUGAUGUUUCUUUUUAAAUCUAAUAACUCUGUUUUGUCUCACUAUAGGCACCGUGUUGCUCUUUGUAUACUUCAUACUACUUGCUACGUAUUUCUUUGCUCCCUCACCUGCUGGAUGCUGAUGGUCACUUGAUAUCUGCUGAAGAGAUGAUUAGAAUUGUGUAGAUAAAAGAGGAUUACCAUCCACUAAAUGAAUGUGCAAUCAAGCAACUGCUUCAUUCCUACAAUGAAACCCACAUGUAUUGUACUGCACACUAUUUUAAUCUAAGCCUUUGCAGAUAUGAGCUGGAAAACGGUAACCUUUCAUAUGUAGAUCUCACAAUCUGCAGUACCAUUAAUCUCCACUUGUGCACAAAUCCAUUUCAGCUGCAUAGAUUUACAGCAAUUUAAUUUGUUCGAUAAAGCUGAAACCUAUUUGUGCACAAGUCUAGUAGAUGGGACUCUGGCUAGGAAAAUAUUUAAGGCCAUUUCUUAACCCUCUACAGGUCCGGUUUCUAUUGAGGAAAGCGGUGGGUAAUAUUAAUGUAGGUGAAAUGAGACUUUUGAUGUUUUCUAGACUGGGUUUGGGCCAUACAAUUAUCACUAAUUUAUAAAGAUUUUUUUAGAUGAAUGUAUAUUUCUAAAAUAGUUUUGACUCACUCAUAUUACAUGAAACCCCCAGACAAUAAGCUGAAAUGGUCCAUAAUGCAAAACAAAAAAAACCACCCAAAGUAUUUUUUGUAUGAGAUUGUUUUUUGGGAAUAUGUUUGUUUUUCAAGUGUUUUAUAUGUUUAGUGUUUUUCAUGUAUUUUCAAAAAAGGAUAUUGUAUGUGUAGAUGCAGUCUUACUGGG
Molecule: messenger RNA, 10280 nt
Organism: Pelobates cultripes (western spadefoot toad)
Lineage: Eukaryota; Metazoa; Chordata; Amphibia; Anura; Pelobatidae
Source: the annotation of a GenBank genome assembly